This is a messenger RNA of Staurois parvus, 399 nucleotides long. NCBI's taxonomy places the organism in Eukaryota, Metazoa, Chordata, Amphibia, Anura, Ranidae. The record is from the annotation of a GenBank genome assembly.
UGCAGACUGCUUCUACAAACAUUUGUAAAAAAACUGUGCAAUAAGUCCAUCCAUGAAAUUUCCUUGCUACUAAAUAUUCCACAGUCAACAGUUAGUGGUAUUAUAACAAAGUGGAAACAACUGGGAAUAACAGCAACUCAGCCACAAAGAGGUAGGCCACGUAAAAUAACAGAGUAGGGUCAGUGCAUGCUGAAGCGCACAGUUGCCAACUGUCUGCAGAGUCGAGAGCUAAAGUCCUUCAAACUUCGAGCGGCCUUUAGAUUAGCACAACAACAGUGCGUAGAGAGCUUCAUGGAAUGAGUUUCCAUGGCCGAGCAGCUGCAUCCAAGCCUUACAUCACCAAGUGCAAUGCAAAGCGUCAGAUGCAGUGGUGUGCAGCACAACGCCACUGGACUCUAG